This is a messenger RNA of Colletotrichum graminicola M1.001, 1863 nucleotides long. Its product is annotated as cyclophilin type peptidyl-prolyl cis-trans isomerase/CLD. Bases 1 to 1863 code for a protein of 620 amino acids. NCBI's taxonomy places the organism in Eukaryota, Fungi, Ascomycota, Sordariomycetes, Glomerellales, Glomerellaceae. The record is from RefSeq and is a predicted model, not a curated record. Gene Ontology annotation, molecular function: peptidyl-prolyl cis-trans isomerase activity; protein binding. Gene Ontology annotation, biological process: protein folding; protein peptidyl-prolyl isomerization. The transcript is spliced from 3 exons.
AUGGCGGAAGAGGACGCCAAGGGGAACAAGAGGUCCCACGAGGACUUCGCUACCCAAGAUGAUGACAGCUCUUCUGACGACGACAUGGGGCCCCAGCUCCCCUCAGAAGCCCCGAAGAAGAAGCGUCGAGUGCUUCCCUACGAGAAAUUAUACGUUUCUGCCCUCCCCAAAGCGACCCGAUACUCAAAGUCGUUGAUGCACAAGGAGCAGCUGGCCUUCGUGACCGUCACGCCACUCACGGAUUUCAUCAUCACGUCCUCCAUCGAUGGCGUCGUAAAGUUCUGGAAAAAGGUGGCUCAGGGAAUCGAAUUUGUAAAGGAAUUCAAAGCGCACAUCGACGAAAUCAAAUCCGUCUCUGUCAGUCUGGACGGAAGGAGCUUCGCAACCGCUGGUGCAGACAAGACUGUCAAGAUCUUCGACGUCAUCACCUUUGAUCUCCUGUCCAUGCUCAAGCUUGAUUUCGUGCCUCGGUGUGUUUGCUGGGUUCACAAUAGAGGGGCGUCCCUUCCUUUGCUUGCGGUUUCCGAGGAUUCCGGUUCUAGCAUUCACGUUUUUGACGGGCGAGGCGAGAGACAAGAUCCUAUUCACACCAUCAAGUCGUUGCACAGAAGCCCAGUGUCUAUCAUGGUCUUCAACGGCGUGUAUGAUUGUGUGCUGUCCGCGGACGACAAGGGUAUGUUGGAGUACUGGCGGCCGGGUGGUGACUACGAGAAGCCGGACAAUGUCUUCGAGUUCAAGGCCUCCACAAGCUUGUUUGAGUUCAAAAAGGCCAAGUCGGUUCCAACAUCAAUUACCAUCUCGCCCACUGGGAAGCAAUUUGCAACCUUCUCCCAGCCAGACAGGAAGAUCCGAAUCUUCGACUUUGCAUCAGGCAAACUGUACCGGACGUAUGAUGAGUCGCUCCAGGUCAUCGAGGAUAUGCAACAGGUGGGAUCGGCCCUCCAAAAAUUGGAGACCGUUGAGUUUGGUCGCCGGUUUGCCGUCGAGCGGGAGAUCGACUCUGCAUUAUACAAGAACAAGGCAAACGUAAUCUUUGACGAGUCUGGCAACUUUAUCAUAUACGGCUCAAUAGUCGGCGUCAAAGUGCUCAACACCUACACCAACCAGAUUGUCAAGGUAUACGGCAAAGAUGAGAACUUUAGAGCGGUGAACCUGGCGAUUUAUCAAGGUCAGCCACAGAAGAAAGGCAUCACCACGGUCGAGAUGGGUGCUUCUGCCAACCCUCUACUCCAGGAGUCCGAGUCCAGGGACCCCAUUCUCAUUGCGACAGGAGUGAACAAGCAGCGGUUUUAUAUGUUCACUAACGACGAGGAUAUCUCUAAAUCGGUGAGGGACGUCCAAAACGAGAAGCCCACCAUUCUGGGUCACAAGAAGGCUGCAGAGGCCAAGAAGGCCGAGACAGGCACCGGAGCAGUCAUCCACACGACCUAUGGCGACAUUCACAUCCGCCUGUUCCCCGAUGCUGCUCCCAAGGCCGUGGAGAAUUUCGUCACUCAUUCGAAGAGAGGCUACUACAACAACACAAUCUUCCACCGCGUGAUUCGCAAGUUCAUGAUCCAGGGCGGAGAUCCCAUUGGAGAUGGCACCGGAGGCGAAAGUAUAUGGGGCAAGGAAUUCGCGGAUGAAUUUAGUAGUUUGAAGCACGACAAGCCGUACACAGUCAGCAUGGCCAAUGCAGGUCCAAACACCAAUGGCAGUCAGUUCUUUAUCACCACGGAAAAGACGCCGUGGCUGGACGGAAAGCACACUAUUUUCGGGCGUGCUACUCAGGGACUGGAUGUUAUCCACAAAAUCGAGAACGCACGGACAUACAAGGAGAAGCCAGAGGAGGAUAUCAAAAUCCUCAACAUCGACAUAGUUUAA